Molecule: messenger RNA, 336 nt
Organism: Suillus subaureus
Lineage: Eukaryota; Fungi; Basidiomycota; Agaricomycetes; Boletales; Suillaceae
Exons: 3
Coding region: 1-336 (111 amino acids)
Biological process (GO): nuclear-transcribed mRNA catabolic process; mRNA splicing, via spliceosome
Cellular component (GO): U6 snRNP; Lsm1-7-Pat1 complex; U12-type spliceosomal complex
Molecular function (GO): RNA binding
Source: RefSeq, a predicted model, not a curated record
AUGUCAAGUGAGUCACCCCAGAACCCUUAUUUGAGUAGCUCCUCAUGUUGGAAAGACUCAAGUAAAGGCAAGCGGGAAGCCAUCCUCGACCUGUCCAAGUACGUCAAUGAGAGAAUAAGGGUCAAAUUCACUGGCGGUAGAGAAGUGACCGGGAUCCUGAAGGGUUACGAUCAAUUGCUCAAUCUCGUCCUUGACGGGGUUGAGGAACAAAUUAAUGAGCCAGAACCUCAAACCCGCUUGCUGAACCUUGUAGUCCUUCGGGGACCCACCAUCACCCUCCUCAGUCCCGUCGACGGCUCAGAGGAGAUUGCAAACCCUUUCGUGGCUCAGGAGUAG